This is a messenger RNA of Linnemannia hyalina, 249 nucleotides long. The record is from the annotation of a GenBank genome assembly. Lineage: Eukaryota; Fungi; Mortierellomycota; Mortierellomycetes; Mortierellales; Mortierellaceae.
AUGUCUUCCCUUCAGUACACUCAGCCCGCUAACUUGGUCUCGAUCGAGGAUUCCGCUCAGUUUGCACCCCGCUCUGCCAUGUCGAUGGAGGAGAUGAUUGCCAUGAUGUCACAGUCGUCCCAGUUCUCGAACGAUGCCGCCGCCGCCGCUGCUGCUUCCCGUAGCUGGAGACAGAACUCUGAGGACUCUUCCAACUACACCACCGCCACCGUUCCCGCGGUUGGGGGUCAUCGCCGCAACCACGAGUAA